Messenger RNA from Bacidia gigantensis, 2364 nucleotides. RefSeq lists its product as uncharacterized. Lineage: Eukaryota; Fungi; Ascomycota; Lecanoromycetes; Lecanorales; Ramalinaceae. The record is from RefSeq and is a predicted model, not a curated record. The coding region runs from base 1 to 2364 and encodes 787 amino acids. The transcript is spliced from 4 exons.
AUGCUGACAUUUCAAAGCGCCAAAGAGCAACCCGGUGUGCUCGCAACUUUGGUCAUCGCCCUUCCAUCCGAACAUCUCGGUGGGGGUGUUCUCGUGAAAGCUGGAUCGCAGGAGAUAGAACUCGCGACUUGUAAAGCCAGCGAAUAUGAAUACAGCUUUAUGUCUUGGUACUCAGGUCUGGAUCACGUAAUCCUUCCCGUCACUUCUGGAUAUCGUUUACUUUUGACGUACAACCUUGUCUAUCAAACGACCUCACUCCAGUCAAGCUGUCCUUCCAAUUUUGCCACCAACCACAAGCAAACGAUUGACCACAUAUUUUCGCGAUGGAGUAAGUACGAAGUGGACCACCAUCAGCAUGAAAAGCUUAUCCACAUUCUGGACUACGAAUAUUCGGAAGGAAACUUUGGCAUAGACUCCUUGACUGGUCUGGACCACAAACGUGCAACGUGCCUGCUUGAAGCAGCUCACAAGUACGGCUUUCGCCUCUUUUGUGCCAAUUUUGAAUAUGCGAUAGGCGGUAAUUGCAGUGGGAAAAGUAAGGGAUUCCAUGAAAUUAUCAAACAAUCCUUCAAACAUAUAGAUUUGCUCAGGAUAUUCACGAUCAAAGGUGAGGACAUUGCUGAGAAUAUUGAUGUCGAGGAAGAAGACGUGAUGAUGGGUCUGCGCUUUGACGAGUUGCAAGGUCUUGACUUCGAGAAUCAAGAGCCUGACGAUGAGAAAUAUGAAGGGCAGACUGAUGGAGGAGAGGGGAUUGCGAAUCACUUUUAUCGCCGCAGCUGCCUCGUUGUGGUGCCUUCUCAUUGCCUACACAGUUUCAUCUCUGACGCGAGCACUGUUCAAUUCGGCAAAUGGGCUGGCAUUCUGAACCGACAAUUCGACAAUGACCCGCAGAUGGAAGAUGCCAGAAAGAAUCUUUUGACCUUGGCCGAGGUUUACAGUAAGAAGCCGGCAAUAACGGCUGACCUUGAUUACUUCGUCGAUAUCGCCAUCCGCUUCCACAAUGCAGAGUUGCUGCAAUCAAUAUUCAGGAAUAAAAACUGCAACAUCCUGCAACCAAGCCUUUUUCACAAGCUCUCGCGAGGGCUCGGCUUUCCUAACGCGGUAGAAUGGAACUCAAGCGUCAAGGCUUUGCUACCGCGUGUAUCGGACCUUUGGACCAGAUUGAAGGCCAUCGACAACUACAUAGCUGGAGGUACAGAGCUCUUGCAAUCGCAGCCAUCCCUAAACUAUGACAUGAAGAAAGUUGAACGCGAUCUGCUUCUGGCUGCUACACCUGAAGUAAGGCAGGAAUCAAGAGUCUUCGCAAGUACGACGGAAGCAAAGAUGUUGUUCAACAUUCGUAAACGACCUGGCGGGGAGAGCUUCCUCCUUUCUGUACUCGUUCCACUCAUCGAAAGGUCACUUUUUUCGACGGAAUGCAUCAAGUCACUUCUCGAAUGCACCGCAGAUGCAGUGUCGAAAGGCGAACUGUCGACCAAUUUUGCCCAGCGCAUGUGGAACGACAUAAGCCCUGACUUUGUCGAAGUAAUUCGCAAAGCACUCGGUUUGCAGAAUCGUUUAGGCGAUGAGAAAUUCAAGCGUAGAGGUUGCCAACACAAGACUGUCAAAUUAGAUACUUGUUACAUGGGAGGCACUGGAGAAGUGCUGUUCAUUGUAGGCGUUUUGCGAACUUUCGAGAAACUGCAACUGGAAGACGCCGCUAUCAGUCUUCUCGAAGCACUUAACGACCUGAGUCACCAAAUGGUUGGCGAAAAGAUAUUUCAUCUAUUUAUGGAGUUUUGGAGAUGGCUGCCGCCGUCUGAAGUCUCAUUCGAAAAGAUGCCCCAACGAUAUGAGCAGUUUUACACGACGUCUAUCACAUCUCUCGUCCAUAUCUACGUCAAAGAUAUGCCGCCGCAACCGCCUUACUGGUAUAAAAACUCAAUCAGAGGGUGCAAGUGUCCUCUUUGUGACCAAGUCAACGACUUUCUAAUGUCGAACACCGAACAAACGUGUAUCAAUCUCCCAACCAAAACCGAUCGGGAUCACGUAGCCCAGAAAUUCAAAAAAAAGUUCAUCUCGAGAGUGGUCCGUCAAGAUAGUAGACUCGCAAGGGCCUCCCUACCCGCUGAACGCAAACUCCAGCUUCUUGGCGACAAGUACCUUGAGCUCCUAAACGCUUUCAGUCUCAAGACGAAAGGAUCUGGCGUCCCUCUCGAUCAUGCUAUUUUAGAGGAGAUGACAAAGAGAGCGUUCGAUCGCACCGUUCUGACCAGGACAUCGGGGAAUUCAAAUAUCAGAAAGCGAGUACACGAUGACUCUGAGGGAGCAGCGCCUUCGAAGCGAGUUCGUGGCGUUGAAGUCGUCGAUCUUUCCGAAGAAUAG